AUGGCUCCCACCAACAAGUAUAGUAUUUUGCUUCCAACGUACAAUGAGAGAAACAAUCUUCCUCUUAUUGUCUGGCUGCUGGUGAAGUACCUGGGCAGUGAGUAUGAGUAUGAGAUCAUUAUCAUUGACGAUGGAAGCCCUGAUGGCACGCUUGAUGUUGCUAAAGAAUUGCAAAGAAUUUAUGGGGAUGAUAAAAUUAUUCUUCGACCAAGGGAGAAAAAACUGGGAUUAGGCACAGCAUACAUCCAUGGAAUGAAACAUGCGACUGGCAACUUCAUCAUUAUACUUGAUGCCGACCUCUCCCAUCAGCCAAAGUUUAUUCCAGAUUUCAUCAAGAAACAAGCAGAAAAGGAUUAUGACAUAGUCACAGGCACCCGAUAUGUUGGUAGCGGUGGAGUCUACGGCUGGGAUUUUAAGAGAAAACUCAUCAGCCGUGGUGCCAACUAUGUGACCCAGGUGCUCCUACGUCCAGGUGUGACUGACCUCACCGGAAGCUUCCGCCUGUACAGGAAGCUUGUGUUGGAGAAGCUCAUUAACUCAUGCGUGUCCAAGGGUUACAUGUUCCAGGUAGAGAUGAUGGUCCGAGCUCGACAGUUUGGUUUUUCUGUUGCUGAGGUUCCCAUUACGUUUGUUGACAGACUUUACGGAGAAUCUAAGCUGGGUGGCAGCGAGAUUGUCGGCUUCCUAAAGGGCAUUCUCUAUUUAUUUGCAACCACUUAA
Molecule: messenger RNA, 720 nt
Organism: Candidula unifasciata
Lineage: Eukaryota; Metazoa; Mollusca; Gastropoda; Stylommatophora; Geomitridae
Source: the annotation of a GenBank genome assembly